Carya illinoinensis is the source of this 1397-nucleotide messenger RNA. RefSeq names its product ras-related protein RABH1e-like. The record is from RefSeq and is a predicted model, not a curated record. The transcript has 6 exons. NCBI's taxonomy places the organism in Eukaryota, Viridiplantae, Streptophyta, Magnoliopsida, Fagales, Juglandaceae. Gene Ontology annotation, molecular function: GTPase activity; GTP binding. The coding region runs from base 597 to 1070 and encodes 157 amino acids.
GGCCUCUGAUGCCUUGAUUUGGUGGUCUAUAUAGUAGGAAAGAUAAUUCGAUUCGGUUCUUGAUCUUUUUCCUUCGUUUCCUCAACGUCGUCCAUUGAGUUCUCUGUCAUGUUAGGAAUGUAUGCUUCUUAUAAGUUACUACCACGAGAAUAAAGAAGUUUUGAAAUCGGUCCUGCAUGUUAACAAUCAUGUGUUGUUGUCGAAUUAGUUUCGAAGCAAAGUUGAACAUAGGCGAUAUGAUACAAUAUUCAGUACAAACAUCCUUGGUUUAUUUAUCCAGAUUUCAUGACCUUUCAAAGAAUUCGCUGUCCUCUUAGGGAUUUAUUAUCGUUGUCGCUUUAGGUGUAAGUGUUGUGUUUGAUUGAACCAAGGUGACCGUUUAUUAGAUCUUGUGGUGUAAUUAGUCGAACCGACUCUUAGCUUUCAAGGGAAAAGAAAGAUAUAAUAUGAUAGAUCUGCAUGUGUUAUUUGUUGUCAGAUGCUGAUGUACCUAGUUGUGGGAUUAAUAGAAUUCGCAUUCGGUUACUACUGCUAAAAAGAUAGAAGGCAACUGAACACGAAGUGCUACCAUUGGAAUUGAUUUUUUGUCAAAAACGAUGUAUCUUGAAGAUCGGACAGUUCGUUUGCAGCUUUGGGACACUGCCGGACAAGAAAGAUUUAGGAGUCUUAUUCCAAGCUACAUCAGAGAUUCAUCUGUUGCGGUAGUUGUCUAUGAUGUAGCAAAUAGGCAAUCAUUCCUGAAUACUAAUAAGUGGAUUGAAGAGGUACGUACCGAACGGGGAAGUGAUGUCAUCAUCGUCCUUGUCGGUAACAAAACCGAUCUUGUUGAUAAAAGGCAAGUUUCUAUAGAUGAAGGAGAUGCCAAAUCUCGUGAGUUUGGAGUCAUGUUUAUAGAAAGCAGCGCAAAAGCAGGAUUCAACAUCAAGCCUCUCUUCCGUAAGAUUGCUGCUGCCUUGCCAGGGAUGGAAGCCCUUUCUUCCGCCAAACAGGAAGACAUGGUCGACGUAAAUCUGAAGCCCACCGUUAAUUCAUCCCACACACAACAGCAAGGAGGAGGUUGCUCAUGCUAGGGGAAUUAUGUGUUUCAGAUGAUGGAGAGAUAGGACACAAAAACUCAACCACAUGAACGACAUAUCCGGCAAGAUAAAGUUGCAGCAGAUCUGAUACUUUGCGUUCAACAUACCAUAAGGUUGUUUCUUAGGUGCUCCCGGCAACAAAAGGAAGAAAUGACUCUGUACUAACUAACUAAGGUCGAGCAUUUUGGAAUCUUUUAUUACCAUUACCAUUCGAUUGUUUUCUUUAUACUUAUCUUGAAGUUUUUCCCAAAUGUUGUUGGUGUCUUUACACUGUUCAGAAUUUCAUUUAUUACAGAUUGUUCUAUUUUCACCUUCCACAAA